AUGGCGUCCGGCGGCCAUAUGCACAACUUCACCACCCUCAUCAAGCGGCUCGAGGCAGCCACCUCCCGCUUGGAGGAUAUGGCCAUGUCACUUGAUGACCCUAGGCCAUCCCUCCGCCCCCCCGCUGCCCCCACAGCGGCCCCGGUUCCUCUGCAGAUUCAAGACUUCGAUGCCUUGAUCAAGGGAGACGUCCAGAACUUUGUGAACCUCGGAGAGAAGAUUGGAGGCUUGGUUGCUGAGCAAUCCAAAGCCGUCCUCCAGGCCUUCCAAGCCGAGCGCACCUAUCUUUACGUUGUCACAAAGGCCAAGAAGCCUGCUACCCAACCCCCAGAGUUGAUGACCGAUCUGCAUAAGGCGUCCGAUAGCAUCAACAACAUCCGCGAAUCAAACCGAGCAUCCCCACUCUUCAACCACCUGAGUGCCAUCGCGGAGGGUAUUGUCGCACUGGCCUGGUUCUUUGAGAACAAGCCCGGUGAGUUUGUCACGGAUAUGAUCGGUGGCAUCGACUACUACGGCAACAAGGUCUUGAAGGAGUAUAAGGACAAGGAUCAGACACAUGUCGACUACAUCAAGGCCUACUCCCAGAAUUUCAAGGCCUUGUCUGCGUACCUGAAGAAGCAUUUCCCCAAGGGUUUGACCUGGAACAACGAGUCCGGAAUUGAUGCGCUGGAAGCAUUGAAGCAGGUUAAGGGCGGACCUUCCCCCGCUCCAGCUCCGAGCGGCUCUCUUCCUCCUCCCCCUCCUCCUCCAGUCCCAUCCCUGAAUGUCUCUGCACCCGAUAUGGGCGCUGUCUUCGACCAGCUUAACCAGGGCGAGGGCAUCACUUCCAGCCUUCGAAAGGUCGACAAGUCAGAGAUGACACACAAGAACCCCGGCCUGCGUACUAGCUCGACCGUGUCGGAGGGCUCAAGCGCUGCGCGCGGCAAGUCGCCAGCCCCUAACAAGAAGCCAAAGCCCGAGAGCAUGCGCACCCGCAAGCCUCCCCGCAAGGAGCUUGAGGGUAACAAGUGGUACAUCGAGAACUUCGAUUCUCCUGGUGAGAUCAUCGAAAUUCCCGCGCAGCAGAACCAGUCUAUCCUUAUCACCCGUUGCAACAAGACCAUCAUCAAGGUCUCUAACAAGGCCAAUGCCAUCGCCAUUGACAACUGUGUCGGUCUCUCGCUCAUUGUCGACUCUCUUGUCAGCAGCCUCGACAUUAUCAAGUGCCCCAAAUUUGCUGUGCAAAUUGACGGUGUCGUCCCCACUCUCCUGAUGGAUCAAGUCGACGGUGCUGCCGUUUACCUCGGACAGCAGAGUCUGAACACCGAGAUCUUCACUAGCAAGUCCUCUGCUGUGAACAUCAACCUGCCCCCGCCAGAGGGCACCGACGAAGACACCAAGGAGUGCCCUCUGCCUGAACAAUUCAAGAGCUACAUCAAGAAUGGUGUGCUGGUGAGCGAGAUUGUUGAACACGCUGGUUGA
Penicillium brevicompactum is the source of this 1461-nucleotide messenger RNA. RefSeq names its product adenylate cyclase-binding protein (gene capA). Gene Ontology annotation, biological process: cytoskeleton organization; regulation of adenylate cyclase activity. NCBI's taxonomy places the organism in Eukaryota, Fungi, Ascomycota, Eurotiomycetes, Eurotiales, Aspergillaceae. The coding region runs from base 1 to 1461 and encodes 486 amino acids. The transcript has 6 exons. Gene Ontology annotation, cellular component: cytoplasm. Gene Ontology annotation, molecular function: actin binding; adenylate cyclase binding. The record is from RefSeq and is a predicted model, not a curated record.